Gloeophyllum trabeum ATCC 11539 is the source of this 895-nucleotide messenger RNA. RefSeq names its product haloacid dehalogenase. The transcript has 8 exons. Gene Ontology annotation, molecular function: hydrolase activity, acting on halide bonds, in C-halide compounds. The record is from RefSeq and is a predicted model, not a curated record. Bases 73 to 804 code for a protein of 243 amino acids. NCBI's taxonomy places the organism in Eukaryota, Fungi, Basidiomycota, Agaricomycetes, Gloeophyllales, Gloeophyllaceae.
CGGGAAUGGAGCCCGAGCUAUAACUUGUUCUACAUAAGAUGAUCCAUCUACAGCAUCCACUGAUUGUAUCUUAUGCACGUGAAGGCCCUACUGUUCGACGUAUUCGGCACUGUAGUGGACUGGCAGUCCACCGCGGUGCGGGUCCUGUCCGAGUCCGGUCCUCCCUCUGAAGAUUAUACAGCCUUUGCGCAGGAAUGGAGAAAGGGCUACGGGACCAGAACACGCCAGACAGCCAAGGACGGCGAGGGGACUCUGAACGUCGACGUCAUGCACCGGCAGAUACUGGACGAGAUGCUCGGCUCCCCGAAGUGGGCCCACCUCGGGAAGCUCUGGGACGAGGACAAACGCGCAGAGCUGACCCUUCUCUGGCACAAGCUCGACGGCUGGCCGGACGCCACCGAGGGCCUGUACGCGCUCAAGAAGCGCUUCAUCAUCGCGACGCUGUCGAACGGAAACGUUAGGCUGCUGGUGGACAUGGCUAAGCACGCCGAUCUCCCCUGGGACGCGGUAUUCUCCGGAGAACUCCUGGGGUCGUACAAGCCGAACCCCAAAACCUACCUAGGCGCAGCUCACCUCCUCGCCCUCGAGCCGUCCCAGAUCGCGAUGGUCGCCGCGCACAUCGAAGACCUGCGCGCCGCCGCGAGUUUUGGGCUUAAGACGAUCUACGUCCGCCGGUCUACAGAGGACACGCCGGAGGACAAGGCGAGCGCGAGGAGCAAGGACGAGGGCGGGGAGGUGGAUAUGGUGGUUGAUUCGUUUCUGGAGAUUAUUCCGGCGCUGGAGAGGAAGGGGGGAAAGGUGUAGUACACUCGAGUAGCGUGUAAGGUAUCAUGAAAGGUGAAGUGCAUAGGGAUGCGAGGUACGUGCACGCCAUAAAGUGCCCGCACAUUUGUUG